Molecule: messenger RNA, 1186 nt
Organism: Daphnia magna
Lineage: Eukaryota; Metazoa; Arthropoda; Branchiopoda; Diplostraca; Daphniidae
Product: dickkopf-related protein 3
Exons: 4
Coding region: 93-869 (258 amino acids)
Biological process (GO): multicellular organism development; negative regulation of canonical Wnt signaling pathway
Cellular component (GO): extracellular region
Molecular function (GO): co-receptor binding; receptor antagonist activity
Source: RefSeq, a predicted model, not a curated record
CUUCAAUCGUCUCUCAGCUUCUCAGUUCGUUUCACUGUGCCCCAUUGGACUAACUCUUUACUCGCCGUUUGUUCACAUUCAUCCUCAAAACCAUGAGAAAGUUGCUUCUAACAUCGUUGGUUGUCAUGUUGGCCGUCGAGACGGUGCACGGCUUGGUUUGGUCAUUGGUUCUUGGAAAUCCCGUCAUCGACAUGAAAGACGAAUCGUCCAAAACGAGACUCGGUGACGACACGGAGAGUAGCUCCGAAGACGUCAGUGAUAUCGAACAUCCGCGGAAUACCAAACUGAAGUUACCAAGGAACUCAUCUUUAUCGAGCGGUUCACGACCUACGAGGCAACAUCACGGACAAGAUAAAUGCAUGGAAGACAAACAAUGUGGUAAAGGGCGUUUUUGCGAUCUUCAUUACGGUGUAUGCCGAACGGAGAAAUCACCGGGAUUUGCCUGCCGUCGGGAUCGGAUGUGCGGCAAAGGACUGGCGUGCAUGUUCGGGCGUUGCCAGGCGAAGAUAGCGACAGGAGAAGAAGGCUCUCGUUGUCAUGGCAAUUCAGACUGUCAGGCUGGUCUGUGCUGCGCCCGUCGUCACGGUGAGGCCGUUUGUCAACGUAAAUUGACGCUCGGUCAGCGCUGUUUCGUACCGGAUGGCGGUCUCGAGUACUCUCUCAAUCAGCUGUGUCCGUGUGACGUGGGAUUAGUUUGUCGACAGCAGAACCCUGCCCAUGCCAUCGACUCUCCAUCCAGUCAAGAAGACAACAGCUUCGAUCGUCCCAACAGCACGAACUCUGAGAAUUUCCCAUUCUGGACUAGCACGGAGAAUAUGAGAUGUACGUUUCACGAUAUGGGAGAACAAUCGUGCGUCUUAAUGUGCUAAUGUCGUUCGCUGUCAUCGUUCGAAACAUGGAUGGUUGGAACCAUCCAUGUUUGCCCUGUAACUGUACAGCUACCCCACGCGUCCUCUUCAAACGUUCCCCUCCACAAAUGUAAAAAUUAUCUAUCGGUGAAGUAAUAAUCGAUCCUAUUCAUAUAAGUUAAAAAUAUUGUUGACUCGACGAGAAUCUAAAAUGCGAGAAGGAAAGAGAACAAGUAAUUUUGUUUUGCACAUUACCGUGUACAGUAUAAUACAGCCCAUUGAGAAUGGACAUUAUGUUGAUUGGAGAUAUUACAUAAUACAUUCAUUUUAUGUUUUCA